AUGGAAUCUACAUGUAAAGAAAGGAGUCUCUUAUACUUACUUCUCUUUGCAAUAUGCACGGCCAGCGUUUGCUUUUGUGCAAGAAAAUCAAAUGUUCGGAGAUCUGAUCGUCUGAGUCCUCCAUUAGACAUCCAGUUGGACACAUUAAACUGCACAGCCUUCAGCGUACGAUGGAAGAUGCCCCGUCGACAUGUUAGCACCAUCACUGGAUAUAAGGUCUUUUACACUGAGAUGAAAAAUGACCGUCCAUUGGGUACGUCCUCUCUGAUGGAAGUACCUCUCAGCUUGGACAUGUUGACCACUGGGCAAUUUGACGGACAAGCAAGUUUUGAUGUGGAGGUUGGUAACCUAAAGGUGAACACAGUGUACAGGGUCAGCGUUGGUGCGUAUGGUUGGGCUGGGGAGGGUAGACCCAGUAUGCCCAGAGACAUCAGCACCGCAUCACAUGAAAUGUGCAUGCCUCCAUCGCCCCCUACUCAGCCUGUUGUCAUGGCUGUAUCUGACACAGAGCUGGCGUUGUCAUGGCAGCAAGGGGAGAGCGAGGGAAGUGCACCUGUCCUUCACUUCCUGGUGGCUUACAUCAGGCCAGAAAUGGACACGGAGUGGACGUACAUUCGUGAGCCCAUUGAGACUAACUCCAUGGUGCUGAAGGGAUUAAUACCAGAGACAGAGUACCAGUUUGUUGUAAGGGCAGUCAGUGUGCACGGAGUCAGCCCACCCAGCCACAUAAACAACCCUGUGCGCACUCUUGCAGUAUUUUCUGCCACUCUGUAUCGAGGAGACACUUUUCAGUACGUGGUGCAGCAGCCCGGGUACAGGCUAACAGGUGCCUCAGAAGUUGGCAGUGGUGAUUACGGACGUUACAUCACAGAUUUCAGGGGCAAAGAUGAAGAUGGCUUUGAUGUUGAUGACUCUGAUUAUGAUAUCUUUAUAGAAGAAUUGAAGCCAUUCCCAGGUAUCAAUCAAGACAACAGGAAAUCCCAGCUUCGUUCACGCUCUGGUCCACCGUCUGGUCAGAAUAUUGUUUACCGCAUGAACACCAUUGCUCCUCCCAACAUUACUGCACCUCCAGUCUCCUCCACCACCUCGUCCAUCUUCCAAGUCUUCACAGAUCUGGUCUUCUCAGAGCCGGGUAAUACAGGUGACACCACAACUACUGCCUCGAUUACCACUACAAGCACCACUUUGCCCACCACCACUCCCAUCCCAACUAUGUCCCCCUGGAAGGGUGAAGUUCCUCGUGUGUACGAGCUGACCUGCGAUGACACAGUGUGCCCCCCCGACAGUUUCUGCCUCAGUGACUAUGACAGUGGAGGCUCCCGUUGCCACUGCAACCUCGGACGAAGAGGGGACAUCUGCUCUGAGGUGGUAUCGCUGAACUUUCCCAGGUUCUACGGAUACUCCCACAUGACCUUUGAACCCUUGAAGAACUCCUACCAGAGCUUUCAGAUCACUUUGGAAUUCAAGGCAGACUCUGAGGACGGCUUGCUGCUGUACUGCGGUGAGAAUGAACACGGCCGUGGAGACUUUACCUCUUUGGCCUUGGUGCGAGGCAAGCUGCACUACAGGUUUAACUGUGGGACUGGAGCAGCUCAAAUCAUCAGUGAGAGUCGUAUUGUUGUUGGUCAGUGGCACACAGUAACUGUCUUCAGAGAUGGCAUGAGUGGCUGGCUGCGAAUGGACAAUGACACCCCUAUAUCUGGUCGCUCACAGGGCCAAUAUACUAAAAUCACUUUCCGUUCCCCGCUCUAUGUGGGUGGAUCCCCGAGUGCUUAUUGGCUGGUCAGGGCCACAGGGACAAAUCGUGGCUUUGUAGGCUGCAUUCAGAGUCUGACCAUCAACAGCAAGGCUACAGACAUCAGACCCUGGCCUCUGGGCAGAGCUCUAAGUGGAGCUGAUAUAGGUGAGUGCAGCAAUGGUGUGUGCUAUCUGGUCACCUGUGCAAAUGGCGGUGUCUGCUUUGCAAAUCGUGCUGAUGGCUACAUCUGCCUGUGUCCACUCGGUUUCAGAGGAGCAUUCUGCGAGGAGAGUUUCUUACUGUCCUCACCACUCUUCAACGAGACAGUGUUUUCAUAUGCUAUCCUUCCGUGGCCUCAGACAUCCCAGAGCUAUCUGUCCUUCAUGGAGUUCGAGCUGACAUUUCGGCCUUCAAUGCCUGAUGGUGUGCUGCUGUACAGUGAUGAUGCAGGCAGCGGAGACUUCCUGGCGAUCAACCUGGUUGAUAGAUAUGUAGAGUUCAGAUUUGACUGUGGCUCUGGAGGUGCUGUAAUAAGGAGUGAGGAGCAGAUCAGUCUGGAUGCAUGGCAUGAGCUGAGAGUGUCUCGCACAGCAAAGAGUGGUAUCCUGCAGGUGGACAGCCAGAGGCCAAUGGAGGGAAUCGCUGAGGGAGCUUUCACUCAGAUUAACUGCAGCUCACCUCUCUAUAUUGGUGGAGUACCAGAGUAUGACAAAACCAAGAGGACAGCAGGUGUGAUAAAGCCCUUCACUGGAACUAUUCAGAAGUUCAUACUCAAUGAUCGCACUAUCCCAAUAACAUCUGGCUCAGCUGGAGGCGUUAAUGUAGCCAACUCUGCACAUCCAUGUGUGGAAAGCCCCUGUGCCAAUGGAGGGACCUGCAGGCCAAAGUGGGAUGGAUAUGAGUGUGACUGCCCUCUAGGGUAUGAUGGCAGGCAUUGCCAGAAAGAGUGUGGAAAUUACUGUUUGAACACUGUGACUGAAGCUAUUGAGAUCCCACAGUUCAUCGGGCGAAGUUACCUGACAUACGACAACAGAGACAUCCUAAAAAGGGUGUCUGGGUCCAGGAACAACCUUUUCAUGCGCUUUAAGAGCACAGCCAAGGACGGCUUGUUGCUAUGGCGAGGAGACAGUCCAUUGAGACCCAACAGUGACUUUCUGUCUAUGGGGCUGCAGGAUGGUGCUCUAAUCUUUGGUUAUAACCUGGGCAGUGGUGCAGUGACCAUUGUUGUCAACGGGUCUUUUAGUGAUGGAAAGUGGCACAGAGUCAAAGCUGUCAGGGAUGGUCAGUCAGGGAAGCUGACAGUUGAUGAUUAUGGAGCAAAGACAGGCAGGUCACCCGGGAAGAUGAGACAACUCAAUAUCAAUGGACCGUUAUAUGUAGGUGGCAUGAAAGAGAUCGCUCUGCACACAAACAGGCAGUACAUGGGAGGCUUGUUGGGCUGCGUAUCCCACUUCACGCUCUCUACUGACUAUCACUUGGGACUGGUGGAGGACGCUGUGGACGGCAAGAACAUCAACACCUGCACCAACUAG
Scomber japonicus (chub mackerel) is the source of this 3270-nucleotide messenger RNA. Its product is annotated as pikachurin. Gene Ontology annotation, molecular function: calcium ion binding; protein binding. Bases 1 to 3270 code for a protein of 1089 amino acids. The record is from RefSeq and is a predicted model, not a curated record. NCBI's taxonomy places the organism in Eukaryota, Metazoa, Chordata, Actinopteri, Scombriformes, Scombridae. The transcript has 27 exons.